This is a messenger RNA of Kwoniella botswanensis, 2301 nucleotides long. RefSeq lists its product as uncharacterized. Gene Ontology annotation, biological process: TRAMP-dependent tRNA surveillance pathway; nuclear polyadenylation-dependent CUT catabolic process; nuclear polyadenylation-dependent snRNA catabolic process. The transcript is spliced from 5 exons. Lineage: Eukaryota; Fungi; Basidiomycota; Tremellomycetes; Tremellales; Cryptococcaceae. Gene Ontology annotation, molecular function: RNA binding; zinc ion binding. Bases 1 to 2301 code for a protein of 766 amino acids. Gene Ontology annotation, cellular component: TRAMP complex. The record is from RefSeq and is a predicted model, not a curated record.
AUGUCGCGAACGACCAGUGCUGGACCUUCAAGAGGUACCACUCCCAUACCAUCCACUUACGCUCCAUCAAGCUUCACACCAUUACCCCGAUCGUUAUUAGCAGGAACUGGAAUCAGAUUUUCACCCACUCCACCUCCUGAAGCUGGACCUAGCAGAUCAACACCACCAAGGGCGAACGAAAUCGAACCUGGAGAGAUCAAAGAGAAUGUAGUAGGAGCAGAUAUAUUCAUUGAUGAGAUACCUCAGAUAUCACCCUCUUUACCCGGUACUUCCAAUGCUCAAGAAGAUCCAGCGCUUUCGUCAAGCGAUCACUUUCAACCACCUGGAUUAUUCAGUACAAGCAUGAUGCCUUCUCUUAGCACCAGCAAGAAAGGUGUGAAUGCGGAAUUGCAGAAACCGAAUGAUGUCAAUUCGAAGAGUAAAGGGAAAGAAAAAGCGAAAGUGGAGGAUGAGCUAGCGGAAUCUUCCUUGUUGCUACCUUCGCAUGUACUGGUAGACUCAACAUCACCGUCGAAGAUGCAGACCGAUCAGGGGGAUGAUGAUAGGGUAGAUCAGGGGGAUAAUGAAGAUAUGAUGGAAGGUUUAUAUUUCGUCGAUGAUGAUAUAAGCAAGGGCUCAAAGAGGUACUUCGAUGCCGAGGAUGAUGGACCAAAAGAGGUAGAAGCUACUUUCCUAGCUACGGCGGAUCAGAGUAAGAUCUGUCAGAACUGUAAGCGGCCAGGACAUAGGAGUAAAGAUUGUAAACACAUAAUAUGUACCACAUGUGGAGCGGAGGAUGCGCACGAACGGAGAGAUUGUCCAGUUGGUCUGGUAUGUUUCGGUUGUGGUGGACGUGGCCAUAGGAAGCAAGAUUGUCCCGACCCCGUAUCUAGAUCUUCGAGGAGGACGGGAUGCGAUAGGUGUGGAAGUAGGGAUCAUACGGAAAAUACCUGCCAUACUCUAUGGAGAGUUUAUUCCUAUUUAUCCACCGAUGCUAGAGCCGACAUCAUCCGAGAUAAGAUGAGUGCUGAGGGCUGGGAGAAAGAAGCGAUAGGCGGUAGAGCCUCUGAGGAGUGGUGUUACAAUUGUGCCAGGGAGGGCCAUCUAGGUGAUGACUGCUCAAAACGUCGUGGCUCCCUAGCCCGUCUCACCGUCCCCUCAGCAUUCUCGCAUGAGAUGUCCUCUCGCGGACCAUUUUUUACCACGUCUUCAAGACGCAAUGCAGAUUUGCCUCCACCUACACAUUCCAGGUUUGACGACGACGGAGAUCAAGAUGAUUAUGAUAAUUUACCAUUCAUCUCUGGAGGAUAUAAGAAUUUCGGAGGUUCAAGUGCAGGUAGGAAAACGAGGGAGAAAGAGAAAGCUAGACAGAUGCAAAUAGACAGAGAAAGACACUUUGGUGGUGGCGGUGGGUCGGAUGAUGAACCUUCAUGGUUUGAUCAGUCUAGAAAUUUCAGAGGUGGAGGUGGGCUGAAUAUCAGAAGUAGAGGAGGAGCAUAUUCUACACCUAACAAUAGGGAUAGGGGUAGAAGACCUUGGGAUUCAGAGUAUCGUGAAAGAGAAAGAGAUCCACGUCAUUCUAGUCAUGGUCAAAGGAAUAGAUCAAGAUCACCGCCACCUCGACCACCUUCUAAUAGGAAACCGAAUGAUACUAGCAAUAGCAAUAACAAUAGGAAUGGGACGAUGCCUUUCUCACAUGGGCAUCUAAUGGAUCAGAACGGAAACGGAAGUAGUGUACCUUCCUCGGCACCUGCUAAAGUCAUUUCAUUUGGGAAAUUAUCGGAACCUGGUACCAGAAAUAACAAUGGUGCCAAGGAAUUGAUCAAUCGUGCGUUGGGUGGUGGAGGUGGUUUUCAGUCGACACCAACUGGGAAGAACCGCAAGGGUAAUGGAAGUGGAAAUGGAAGUUCAUUGAUAAAGACCCCUGUCGUUGAAAUUCCUACACCAGGUUCAUCAUCGAGAUCAGGAAGAAAGCGAAAAGCCAAAGGGGGAGGAUCGGGAUCAGAGAAAGAUUGGGAAAGUGAAUGGCGAAGUAAUGGGAAUGGAGGAGGUAAAGUUGAUAAUUGGGGUAAAGAACUAGACCAAGUCAGAAAAGCUGAAAAUGGUGGAAUCAAAAUAAAGGGAAAGAGUGGAGAGAUGAAUGCUGCGUUGGGUGGGAGACAUAACGUAUCUCUACCGGCUAGACCUGCUACGCCCAAUACUGGUGGGAAAGGGAAAGGGAAGAGUAAAAGUAAAAACAAGGGAAAGGGGGACGAAGGUGGGAAAGGUCAAGGUGCUAGAGCAGGAGGGACUGGACAGAGAUAUCAUGGUGGAUAUGAUUAA